AUGUCUAACGACACAUACAAUAGUGAACUACAAAAACCAAAUAUUUAUAACAAAUAUUUGCCGUAUUACGAAUCGAUCCAAGAGCAUAGUUCGAAGUCAUUCGAUGAAAUUUGCGAGAAUCUUUCACGUCUCAUACAAUCACAAGAACUACAACCUGGCUUUCCUCUCUGGACAUCGAAACUACAACAAUUCAUAUCUCUCUAUGGAUAUUCGUUUACCAAAACAGAUCAUUUAAAGUUGAUACACUUCUAUCUGGCGAUCCUUUCGAUAAAAACUCUCAAUUAUAUCAAUGCCCAAAUAUGUUUCAAUAUGCUCAGUCAACUUCUGCGCAAAACAUAUUUGAUUACUCGGCAAGAUUUGACUGUCGAUUGGCAUAUUCUAUACAGUUGGGCGAAACUGGUUCUUUUCAAUCAUGAUGAAUCCUAUUCAUUGGUUGCUCUGCCUAAAAAUAUUGAUAAUUCUUUGCUGUUCUGCAUACGUAGCUGUCGUCCGUAUUUUUCUGACACAGCAACGCAGGAGAUUCUUGACGAGUUUCGACCAUGUUUAUGCCCGUUCGAUACAGUCUGUGGUGAUGUGAUGAGCUAUUGGGAUGUGUUCCUACCAGUUCAUCUUCCCAAAGAAUUACAUCAUCAAGGAUUCAAAUUAUGGUUACCCGAAUUCUUGGAUAUUUGGGACACAGUUUGCAACAAUCCAGAAUGGGAACAGAGUUUGAUUAAUCUAUUUUCUUUUCUUGCUUGGUGUAACAUUGGAUAUAUCGAUUGGCAAUCUUGGCUUCCACGAAUUUUUACGCGAAUUUUAAAAAAUCUUUCACUUCCAGUUGGGAGUACGGAAUUACCCGAACCGACACGGCGCUAUUCUAUAUCAGUUGUGGCAACAUGGAUCGUUGCCAUGAUGGGCAACAAUAGCGCAUGCAUCGGAUACUUACGCGAUUUGGUAGCUGCCAUCCGAAUCUUUUAUCAUCCAUCAAACACUGGAGAAUUUCAAGGGGAACUAAUCAAUUUUCUUUCCAUGCUCGCUCAAACGUUCGUUGAUCGAGUUUAUUUGGAACGUUCAAGUCAUGCAGUAUGGUAUUUCAAUCCAUCUGAGUCUCAUCGAUUAACAGAGAAUGAUAUAACAGAUUUCGUCAAUUGUCUCAAAGAAUGCGCAUUCAUUUCAAUCUUCAACAAAGAUCAUUUAGAAUUAGCGGUUGAAACAUGCUACUAUCUUUCACAACUUCGACCUGAAUUAAUUGUUCCACCAUUAGUUGAAUUAUUUUUCUCAUCUAUUGAUAAUCUCACCGAGCCACAUCGUUUCUUAUCAAUAGUUACUUGUCUGACGGGAUUAAACCGACAAAUUGUUCGUCAAACAGCGGACUUUGUUCAAGGUCAAACAUAUGUGCUUCCAUUGCUCAUGUCCGUUUUACCUGGUAUCGAUUCGAAUGAUUUCAAGAAAACAUCAGUGACAUUACAAUUUCUCCAUGCUAUGCUCAUGCUUAUUACAUGUGUCGAUUGUUCAUCGGCGAUACAAACACGCAAUGAUUUGAGCGAAAUCGAAAAAGAAGUGUGCUUAUCGACAAGUAAAUUCGAAGAUCUCAUUAGUGAACUUCUCAAUCGUAUCUUUCAAAUGAUCGAUACAUUAUCAGUUGAUAUAUCGGAUGUUGUCAUUUCGACUAAUGCUUCGAAGAAAGAGUAUCAUCAUAUUGGAUUGGAAUUAACAUCGGUUAUUUCAGCUAUUUGUCAACAAUGUAGUACCAAAAUAUUUCAAAUGAUUCGAGAGAAGAUUACAAAUUUUCUUGCGACGUAUUCGUAUUCGGCAAAGGUUAAUCAACUUGUUACUGGACUUGUUCAAGCCCUUUUGAAGAGUAAUCCAAAUGAAACAUUGAAAUAUCUUCUACCUCAAACAUGCGAAUGUAUUGAAAAGAUUAUUCAUCAAUCGAAUAAAACAAUCUUAGAUGAUCACCAUGGAGAUUCGAAGCUAACUUGGUAUUUAACUCUCUUUUCUGAACUUGUCUCUGCACGUGGGGAUGCGCUGAUUGUCUACAAAUCGAUAAUUCUCUUCGUUUUUCGCCAAUGCCACCAUAUUACCCAUCAAGAAUCGUCAGAAGCAAUGGCCAAAGCAGCGAAAAACUUGCUAAAAUCCUUGUCCUAUGUGUACCCAAGUGAUUAUCGGUUAAUCGUAGAAAACAUCGAAGAACCAUUUUUAGACUGUUUACCUAUUCGAACAUGGGGACAACAUGUUGAAUAUGAUAAACUUCAAGUAAAAUAUCAUAUUCCCAGUGAAGAAGAAGUCGAUUUUGCAUGUGAAUUCGUCGAAACAUUCCUCUAUUCGGAAUUACGAAUGUUCAAUGAAAACUGCUCGAAAAUGUCCAACAACGAACGUCUACGAUCGCUUAGAUUUAUACACGAAAUCGCACUCGGAUGUUUGCGUAUGGUUCCCCGAAUUCAAAGCGAAGAAGUCUCAAAUCUAGUUUCAUCAGUAACACCAUACGAUUUCAAAUGUCAAGCUCAGUAUUCUCUUUAUGCUAAACAACCGAAGUUCGAAGAGAAUCUACGAAUGCGUCUACUCACCGAUUUCGGCGGACUACUCGAUCAUCUUAUUCAAUAUCAUUCAGAUGAUGCAACCGCAAUUAAAAUAGCACUUAAAAUCUAUUCACUUCCAGCGAUGUAUUAUGGUAAUUUCGAAAAAAGCACUAACAAAUUGUUGAAAGAGUUCAAUCAACUGAAAUAUGCAUUCAAAACUAAGCUUUGUGGACCUAAACAACAUCCUCGAUUUGUUAUUGUACAACGUCUUGCCGUACAACUCGAGUUAUUCUCCGUCAGUAAUUUUCGAACAUUGACCAAAAUCGACCAGCAGGUCAUAUGGAAAUUGUUUGAAUUAUCCAUCAAUCGCUACAGCGAAGUUCGUCGUCAAGCUCAAACAAAUCUAUUCGAAAUGCUCGGCCAUUUCUUCUUUUCGUAUCAAGUUAUUCUUGAUCGCAUUGUUGAUCUACUAAAUCAAACGAACGAUGUUGAUCAUGAUCAACUCAAAGGAUGUUUAUACAUACUUCUUGGAAAUGAUGCCAAUUUUCUUCCUGUCAAACAUUCGUGGGUGAUCGUCGAAAAAUUGUGGCCAUCCAUCGCUUCUACAAAACAUGCAACUAAGCUCAGCACACAAAAUCUUCUUAAUUCGAUUAUCUAUCAAAUGUGUCAACGAUACCAUACAAUGGCAAUUGUAGAAGAUACAAAUGAAAUUGCGCGAAAAGUAGCCGUUGACUUAUGGCGUUCGUUGGAUGAGCAUGAUUUGGAAUUCUAUAAUCGAAUUUGCAAAGAAAGAAACGAUGCUAACAUUCAUUCAUAUCAAAAUGUUGUGGAGAAAUUAACUUCGUUAUUCUACACUGAUCAAUUAACUUGUCGACAACAAGUAACAGCGAUAACGUUCAUUAUGUUUCUCUUCCAAAAGCAAGUUCAAAUUCCAUUGUCAUGUAUUCGAAUGACAGUCGAGUUUCUUAUUCAUGAGAAUCAAAAUAUUCGCAAGGCAGCGGAACGAUGUGUGUCAGCUCUCUGUCGAAUACAAAAGCCACCGAUAAUUUAUCUGAAAAAAUCGCUUCACGAAAUCCUAUAUCAUGUCAAAAAACCAUGUCCCGGUGAAGAUUGUUGCUGUCCGGGUGAUCGUGAUGAUAAUCUAUGGAUAACAAUAAACGAUUACAAGCCAGCUGAAACACAAGCUGAAUGGGAACAAACAUGUUUUUUGGACAAAUGCUUCCAUGGAUAUUAUAAGUGGCCAAAAAUUAUCAAAUAUCCUAUGAAUAAACGUGAACGCUAUGUCAAAGGUGCCAUGCCAGAGCACGUUUCUGUUGUGUAUGAUCGAUUUAUGGAUAAAAGUUUUCUGACGAAAUCAGUUCAAUAUUGGAUUAUGGAUGAAGAAGAUAAUAGGAUUAACUUCGAUAUACAUCGAUUUCGAAUCUUCAAAGGUUUAUUUCGAAACUUUGGUUCUGAUUUAAUACCAUUAUUUUUCGAACAAUUGAAUAUGCUUAUUCAUGAGAAAAGCAAUUCAAAACGUGAAGGUAGUCAACGGGUUGCAGCUGAAAUCGUGGCCGGAAUGAUUCGUGGCUCGAAAUAUUGGACAUUGGAAAUGUUAGAUCAAUUAUGGGAAAAAUUAAUUGCCUUACUGACGGAAGUUUGUCAGAAUCUCAGUCCAGAGACGUUACAAUAUUGGGGCGCAUGCUUCAAAUUCGGCAUGGAAGAUUUAGAUCCUCGACGAAUGCAUCGUCUUAUUGAAUUUAUUCAUACUUUAAUUAAAGAUCAAACCAUUGUUAAUACAUUUCUUGAAACAUCACGAUGGUUUCUAGUUUUAAAAUUAACGAAUUUCGAAUGGCGCGUGCCCGCGAUAUGGUGUACUAUCAAUGAAUAUGCAAAAGAGAUGCUUGAUCAUCCUUAUAAAGCUGUGCGAGAGCAUAUAGCCAAUAUUCUAUCUGUUUCGCUCAGUUUCGAUGUGAAAUUACCAAAUGGACAAGCAACACGCCAUCCGGAUGCGAAUCGAUUUAUUGAUACUAUUCGCGAACGAUUACAUCAAGCGAUAGAGAUUUAUGAAAAAAAACCAUUAGCCAAUAUCAUUGGACACACAGUUGAAAUCGAUCAAGAAGCUCGUAAAGCUUUGAAUUUCAUCGAAACAGUUAUUCAAUUUCAUACUCGUAUAUUCAUGUGGUGUUUACAACCGAUGAAGAGUGCUAUUAUUCGAAUAUUUCCUUAUCUCUGUGAAUUGGAGAGUAUCGCUUCGAGUGAAAGUUUAACAACAAGUCGAAUGUAUGUAGCUAUGACCUAUCUUCAUCCACCUUUUCUACAAGCAUUAAUUGAACAGUUGGAACAAGUUUGUAAAAAUACCAAAUGGCACGCUCGUCGUGCAGCGAUGGAAUUUGUGCAAAGUAUGGUGUUCUAUAACUUUUUCAACGCUCGUGUUUACACAAAACAACUGCGAGAGCUUGUCUUGAAAUGUCUAUCUGACGAGCAACUGGAAGUGCGCACAGUUGCAUCAGUGACACUCGCUGGGUUCUAUCAAUGUGGUUACAUUCAAGUUAAUCAAGAAGAUUUCACACAAUUUCAUACGAUGAGUAAAACAAACUAUUUUUCGAAAGUGAGCGGAAAAAAAGUGGUAUCAACUGGAAAAUUAAUCAAGCGACACGGAGGUAUUCUUGGUCUCUGUGCGAUUGUUCUCUCAUCUCCAUAUGAUAUUUCAAACUACGUUCCUGAUGCAUUGAUGCUUCUGUGUGAACACUCACAUGAUCCUGAUCUUAUUCAGAAAUCAAUCAAGAAAACCUUAACAGAAUUUCGUCGUACACAUCAUGACUCUUGGCAUGAACAUCGGGAGAAAUUUACCGAUGAUCAACUUGUCAUCCUAGCUGAUGUAUUGAUAUCACCAAAUUAUUAUGCAUAA
Molecule: messenger RNA, 5388 nt
Organism: Adineta ricciae
Lineage: Eukaryota; Metazoa; Rotifera; Eurotatoria; Adinetida; Adinetidae
Source: the annotation of a GenBank genome assembly